AUGAUGAACCUCAAGAACUGGAAUGACCGUGCCGACAAGGACCUCUUCUUCACCAUCUUGUCUGUUAAGAACAUUGGUGUCAUCAGUGGUGCAGAAUGGACAACCAUUGGUAACCAGAUGAGAAGCCUGGGAUACGGUUUUACCAAUGAGGGAUGCCGUCAACACUUCCAGGGUCUUCGCAGAGCGCAGAACAAAGCCGACGCAGACAGCACCGCCCCCCUCACCGCUCGGCAGGCGGACCCGACCAUGAACCCCAUCACUCGUCGGCCGGGGCCCGGCAGAGGCCGUCCCAGGAAGCAGGAUUCUUCUGGUGCUCAGCCUGUACUGCCGCCAGGUCGGGUGACGAGUACGGGCGCCGGACCAAACCCCAGCGCCGUGUCCACCCCGCCAACUGCUGCCCACGAGUUGCAAGCUUCACAAGCGCAGGGCGGUCUGCGCAUGCUUUCAGAGCAGCCGGGCAAGCCGGACGGGGCCAAUGGUUUCGACGCCGUGCCCUCGGCGGCAGACAUGGCCGUUGCACCCGCACCUCGCGUAGAUGGCACGAGCGAAGUGGUGGAAGCUGAUGAGGACGCCGACGGCGAGGACGACGAACCUCCCAUCAAGCGCCAGCGGAUAGAGGCGCAGCAAGUGCAAAUCGAAGACGAGCAGUCGCCGCCACUCGAUGACGAAGCAGUCUUGGCGUUGGCUGCAGAUAACGGCGCUGCAGGUCCACACCGGUACUCGUCAGAGUUUGAUUAUGAGGCAUGA
This is a messenger RNA of Ustilaginoidea virens, 747 nucleotides long. RefSeq lists its product as uncharacterized. Bases 1 to 747 code for a protein of 248 amino acids. NCBI's taxonomy places the organism in Eukaryota, Fungi, Ascomycota, Sordariomycetes, Hypocreales, Clavicipitaceae. The transcript has 3 exons. The record is from RefSeq and is a predicted model, not a curated record.